AUGUCAUUCAAAGUCGAUUGGAAUUCACUAGAAACCGAUUCUCUUCGUUCUUGGACUAAAGAUUUGCUCCAAGAGGCAUUGAACUCUGGGAAGAGACCUAGUAUCUUGGCGUCCCAGAUUUCAAUUAAAGACUUGAACUUCGGGAAGGUCGCUCCAGAUUUUGAAAUCCUUGAGAUUGGAGAAUUGGAUAAGGAUAGAUUCAGAGGAAUCUUCAAAAUCACCUACGAUGGAGACUUCUCUCUUACGUUGAAUACCAAGGUUGAAGGAAACCCUUUGAAGAUUUACAGUGAGAACUCCUUCCAAGAUGACUCGCAGAGAUUUGUAACACCCGAUUUUUUACUUUCGAACGACUCGUUCAAUAUCCCAUUGGAUUUGAAAUUAAGCCAAAUUAAGAUCCUGGGGAUCGGCAUUUUAGUGUUUAGUAAAACCAAGGGGCUUACACUUGUUUUCAAGAACGACCCAUUAGAUGGAAUUAAAGUCAGCUCUACUUUCGAUAAUGUCAAGGUAUUGGCCAAUUUCUUACAAGUCCAAAUUGAAAAUCAAAUUAGAGAUUUGUUCAGGGAAACUUUGCCCACUGUUAUUCAUCAAUUAUCGCUCAAAUAUAUACUGAGACUGUCGUCAUCGCAUGAAUUCUUGAAUAACUUGCACGAGAAAUUGCUCGAUAUUGAUUUGGACGACGUAGACAAGGUUUCCUUCAAUGAGAUGAAGGGAACUAACGGUAUUAACGGUAACUUGAUUAAGGUAUUGAAGCUUUUCAAUUCAAGAGAGAAAUUGGAUUUAAAAAUUCCUAAGUUUAAGGAUGUUAUACAGAGAAGUCACUUAGAGAAAUUUAAUAAGAAUUUCGCUCCAUCCUUAUCACAUAGCUUAAACAUCCCAACUGCUGAAAGAUCAAACGGCAUUCCAAUCAGCGUUUUAAUACAGCAAGAGGGAGGAGGAGUUAAUGAAUAUAAUAAGAUUGAUAAUACUUUGAAUAAGAUCAGUAACAUCCAACUGACAAAUUUCUACCAGUCAAGCAACAACAGCAAGCCUAAGAGAAGAGUUAUCAAAAUAAGAAAGAACAAGAACAAAGAAGUUGCAAAGGCUUCAGAAGUUGGCAUUGAAAGUACACCUAUGAGUACAGCUUCAAGUACCGUGGCCAAUUCGGUUGACAAUAGUCCAAAGAAGGUAGCAACAGAGGAUUCUCCUGCAGCUGUCUUACCAGCUAAUGUGGAAUCCACCGAAAUGGCCAAGACUUCAUCCAUUCAUCACCCAGUGCCAUUAAAGGUGCCACAAGAUUUCUACCACGAUUUGAUCAAGCAGAAACCGCAAUUGAAAGACCUAGUAGUGCCAGCCACGCCAACGUCAUCGCCAUAUACGCAUUCAAGAUUCCAUUACAACACAUCCCCCGUAAACUCCAACUCAUCACUUUUAAGUGGGUUAGGAUUGGGUAACAAUUAUUUCAACUUCACUACUUCACCAACGGAAACCACCCCCUCUAAUACUUCUAUUGCACUCACUAACCAGGAAAGAGACAAGAUUGAAGAAGAAAUUAGAAAAUCCAUCAACUACAUUAAUAUCAACGAAGUUAUUAGGAAUAAGAAUUUGAAGAAACUUCAACAACAUUCCAAGAACACGAAAAAUAUUAACAACAACAUCCCAGUCAAAAGAGCAAACAAUUCAUUGUUCCAAGACCUCCCACCUCCAUAUUAUCAAGUAUAA
Dujonia railenensis is the source of this 1698-nucleotide messenger RNA. The record is from the annotation of a GenBank genome assembly. Lineage: Eukaryota; Fungi; Ascomycota; Pichiomycetes; Serinales; Debaryomycetaceae.